AUGUCGGAGGACGGCGAAGAAUUUCGACCGUUAUCACCAGAAGAUCCAGUCUCUCCGAGCUACAGUCAUCAUUCAUCGCCACACUCUAACGGUAGAAAUGCUCCAGAAUCACCGACGGGGGACAGCGCGGACAUUUACAAGGAUGAGGAUGCUGAGCCCGCACCUGCCAGUCCAGUACAGUCCAAAUCUCCGUCGCCGGUCAGAUCUACUACCAAAGUCGCUAUAGAGAGUGAUGAAUCAGACGGCGAAGGAACUUCUGAUAAACGAGCUCUUAUCGAUUCUGAUGCGAGCGAUGUGGAAACAAAGAAAAAGUUAGUUAAUACUUGAGUUUACUUACGCUCAUCCGUUUAUUAAGGAAGAAAUUUACUUUUGACGAUGAUUCCGAUGACGAAGAUGUUGAGAAGAAGGAACCUACGGGAAAACAGUUGUUUGGCAGCGACAGUGACGAUGACGAUGAUGCUCCCAAAAAGACAAACACAGAGGAUCUGGAUGAGUUGGUUGUCGGUCAUCAGGGAGAAGAAGAUAAACAAGAAACCAGAGCGAGAAGCGACAGUGAUGAUGACGACGGUCCGAGAGACAGACAUAGCCGCACUUUCGAAUGGGACUUUGAUAAGAUGUUGGCCGAGAAAAAAGCUGAGAGGAAGAGAAAGACUCGGCGUGGGAAAGAUGGCGGGAUCGAUAUUAUCAAUGACGACGAUGGUCUGGUGGUGAGACUCACAGAACGCAUGAAGGCGGCUGCCAAGUCGGACCGUAAUGCUAAUGUCGAAAGGAAGCCGGCCUUCCAGAAGAUCAAGAUGCUUCCAGAAGUGAAAGCGAUGCUGCUCAGAGCUGGUAUCGUAGACGCUCUGAUUGAGAACGGGUUUAUGAGCGCGCUGUCCGAGUGGCUGGCUCCGUUGCCGGACAAGUGUCUUCCUGCUCUCGACAUUCGCAUAACCAUACUCAAACUGCUUCACAAUCCACGCUUUUGGAAGCUGGACAGAAGUACUUUGAAGCAAUCUGGUCUCGGAAAGGCCGUCAUGAUGCUUUAUAAGCAUCCGAAUGAAACAAAAGAGAAUAAGGCAAUCGCCAACAAAUUGAUUGGAGAGUGGGCGAGACCCAUUUAUCAUUUGGACGCUGAUUACAGUACAAUAAGUCGAGAUGAGCGGAAGGAAAGAGAUUAUGCCAGAGUUCCGGAGAAGAGACGUCAUAUUUUGAAGUAACCAAAAUUGAGUGACAAUUAUGUGCAACUUUUUUUUCAGUAGUCAAGAUGACGAUGAGGAGCUAAGCGGUGACCAGAAAAAGCCGAGGAUCAAGGAGUCGGAAUGGCUGGAUCCGACUAAGUCGGGAGAACUGAAGCCCGGAGACAAGGGAUACAUCAAUCGAGCUCGUGUUCCGAAGCCAUCCACUAAGGACUACGUCGUCAGACCGGAAUGGAAGGUGCACGGAAAGUUCGGUGGCGUGAGUUUCUUCAUGAGAUGCAGACGAGUUUGAUAAUUUUAUUCCAGGAGAAAAAGGCAACAGGAACUACUCGUUACGAAUCGACAUUUCGUGAUUUCCAGGAAAGAACGAAGAAGUCGAAAGCCAAUCGCAUUGUGAAAGUGUCACUCGAAGGAAGAAACAUGGGAAUUUAG
Caenorhabditis sp. 36 PRJEB53466 is the source of this 1610-nucleotide messenger RNA. The record is from the annotation of a GenBank genome assembly. Lineage: Eukaryota; Metazoa; Nematoda; Chromadorea; Rhabditida; Rhabditidae.